This is a messenger RNA of Pyrus x bretschneideri (Chinese white pear), 3483 nucleotides long. Its product is annotated as glycogen phosphorylase 1. Lineage: Eukaryota; Viridiplantae; Streptophyta; Magnoliopsida; Rosales; Rosaceae. Gene Ontology annotation, biological process: glycogen catabolic process. Gene Ontology annotation, cellular component: cytoplasm. The transcript has 22 exons. The record is from RefSeq and is a predicted model, not a curated record. Bases 140 to 3178 code for a protein of 1012 amino acids. Gene Ontology annotation, molecular function: glycogen phosphorylase activity; pyridoxal phosphate binding.
GUUCACUCACAGACUCCCUGUGAUUGCACUCAAAGCUCCCUCCUUCGUCGUCUACCUCUAGACACCCCAACCUCUCUCUCUCCUCCAUCCCUCUCUCUCUACACUCGAAUGCGAUCUCUGCAAACACCCGAGUUCUACAAUGUCGACGAUAUCGUCACAAUUUCUCCCCAUCAAUGACCAACCGAAGCUCGCACUCUCAUCUUCCGCCUCUCCGCUCCCUCCAUUUCCCCAACAUUCUCGAACCUCCUCGAGACCACGGCGAUCUUCGGUUCCCUACACCCGUACUCGUGUCGCAAAACCGAUACACGCCUCCGCCGCCCAACCGCCCUCCGCCACGUCGUCAGUCACGGUCGAAAUCCCAGAGUCCGAAUCCGACCCGUCCGCCACGGUCUUCGUGAUCCGGGCCCGGAACCGCAUCGGCCUCCUCCAGGUCAUCACCCGCGUCUUCAAAGUCCUCGGCCUCCACGUCGACAAGGCUACCGUCGAAUUCGAGGGUGAAUACUUCGUAAAGCGGUUCUUCGUCACCGAUUCCCGCGGCGCGAAGAUCAGCGACCCGGAGAGCCUCGAGCGGAUCAAGAAUGCCCUGGCGGAGGCCAUUGAGGACGGCGGUUCGGUCUCGGUUGGUCCCACGAGUCCCACCACGAGGGGCGUCGUAGUCCGCCGUCCAGGGUCGGGUCUAGGCCUGACAUUUGGCUCGGACGGCGCCAAGGCCGAGAGGAUGUUCGCGCUAAUGGAUGGGUUCUUGAAAAAUGACUCAAUUAGCCUUCAGAAGGACAUUCUUCGUCACGUUGAGUACACAGUGGCCAGGUCCCGCUUCAGCUUCGAUGACUUUGAGGCUUAUCAGGCUCUAGCGCAUAGUGUGAGAGACCGGCUGAUCGAGCGUUCGCAUGAUACUCAACUUUACUUCAAGAGGAAAGACCCUAAGCGCGUAUACUUCCUCUCGCUUGAGUUUCUUAUGGGUCGUUCCUUGUCGAAUAGUGUCAUCAACCUUGGCAUUCGGGACCAAUAUGCAGAUGCUUUAAGCCAGCUUGGCUUUGAGUUUGAAGUUUUGGCAGAGCAGGAAGGAGAUGCUGCCCUUGGUAAUGGUGGCUUAGCCCGUCUUUCAGCUUGUCAAAUGGAUUCUAUGGCAACUCUGGACUAUCCUGCAUGGGGUUACGGACUACGUUACGAAUAUGGAUUAUUCCGCCAGGUCAUACUAGAUGGCUUCCAACAUGAACAACCUGAUUUCUGGUUAAACUUUGGAAAUCCUUGGGAGACAGAGCGGGUUCAUGUAACGUAUCCAGUAAAGUUCUAUGGGGUCGUUGAGGAGGAAAAUCUGAAUGGAGAAAAACGUAAUAUUUGGACCCCUGGAGAAGUGGUAGAAGCUGUGGCUUAUGAUAAUCCUAUACCUGGUUACGGAACAAGGAAUACCAUUACUCUCCGUUUAUGGGCCGGAAAGCCAAGUGAUCAACAUGAUAUGGAAGCUUAUAAUACUGGAGAUUACAUCAAUGCUGUUGUUAGUAGACAGAAAGCAGAAAAUAUAAGUAGUGUUUUGUACCCUGAUGACCGUUCUUUUCAGGGGAAGGAACUGCGGUUGAAACAACAAUAUUUCUUUGUCUCUGCAUCCAUACAAGACAUUAUUCGGAGGUUUAAAGAUGGUCACAGUAACUUUGAUGAAUUUCCAGAAAAGGUUGCUCUGCAGCUGAAUGAUACUCACCCAUCUCUUGCAAUAGCUGAGGUUAUGAGAGUGCUUGUUGAUGAAGAGAAUUUGGGUUGGAAUAAAGCAUGGGACAUUGCUUGCAAAAUCUUUUCAUUCACAAUACACGCAGUAAUUGCUGAAGGGUUGGAGAAAAUCCCUGUUGAUUUACUGGGCAGUCUUCUCCCACGUCAUUUACAAAUUAUAUAUGACAUAAACUUUAAGUUUGUGGAAGAGCUGAAGAAGAGGAUUGGUUUAGAUUACAAUCGGCUGUCCCGGAUGUCAAUUGUUGAGGAAGGUUCUACAAAGAGUAUCCGAAUGGCAAAUCUGGCAAUUGUAUGCUCCCAUACUGUGAAUGGUGUUUCCAACGUACAUUCAGAAUUAUUAAAAACAAAGUUAUUCAAGGACUUUUAUGAGUUGUGGCCUGAGAAAUUUCAGUGCAAGACUAAUGGUGUUACCCAGCGUCGCUGGAUUGUAGUGAGUAACCCUAGCCUGUGUGCUCUUAUCUCAAAAUGGCUUGGAACAGAAGCUUGGAUUCGUGAUGUUGACCUUCUAACUGGCUUGCGUGAGUAUGCAGCAGAUGCUGACCUUCAACAAGAAUGGAUGAUGGUUAAGAAGGUUAACAAAAUGAGGCUUGCUGAGUACAUUGAAGCAAUGAGUGGUGUGAAGGUUAGUUUAGAUGCAAUGUUUGAUGUGCAGACAAAGCGAAUACACGAGUACAAACGACAGUUGCUGAAUAUACUUGGCAUUAUCCAUCGAUAUGAUUGUAUCAAGAACAUGGAGAAAAGUCAACGGAAUAAGGUUGUGCCUCGUGUUUGUAUUAUUGGAGGAAAAGCUGCUCCUGGUUAUGAAAUUGCAAAGAAGAUUAUCAAACUUUGUCAUGCUGUAGCAGAAAAAAUAAAUAAUGAUGAUGAUGUUGGCGAUCUGUUAAAACUGGUUUUCAUUCCUGAUUAUAAUGUAUCGGUUGCUGAAUUGGUAAUACCCGGGGCUGACCUUUCACAACACCUAAGCACCGCAGGACAUGAAGCGUCUGGAACCGGAAGCAUGAAGUUUCUUAUGAAUGGCUGUUUACUCUUAGCUACAGAAGAUGGCUCUACAGUUGAAAUUGUUGAAGAAAUAGGGGCAGACAACCUGUUUUUGUUUGGCGCAAAGAUUGACGAAGUUCCCAAAUUGCGAGAGGAAGGAUCUGCUCAAAAAAUGCCACUGCAAUGUGCACGCGUUCUCAGGAUGGUCCGAGAUGGUCAUUUCGGCUUUAAAGACUAUUUCGAAUCUCUUUGUGACAAGGUUGAGGGCAACGACUUCUAUUUGCUUGGAUCUGAUUUCGAAAGCUAUUUAGAGGCACAGGCCGCUGCUGAUAAAGCAUUUGCGGAUCCACAGAAGUGGACUCAGAUGAGCAUCCUUAGCACAGCCGGGUCUGGGAGAUUCAGCAGCGAUAGAACAAUCCGAGACUACGCGGAGAAGACUUGGGGAGUUGAACCGUGCAGAUUCCCUUCCGACGGCUAGCUCACCCUCACUCCCACCGUAGAAGCAACAUUUUACCGAUGUGAAUCGGUGGUUAAUAAGCUUGCUAAUAACAUCUAUGUCGAGAUAUAGCGGUUUUGGCAGAGAGAGAGAGAGAGAGAGAGAGAGAGCUCUUAUGCAUAUAUUGCAACCGAAAAUGUAAUAACAUAGGCUAUAGCUUAUAUAGCCUCGCGAAAAUAAUUAAUCCGUAAAGUUGGUAACUCACCGGUGGAUACUUAAGUAUUGUUCGGUUGAAGAAGAGCCAAUUGACUUUGUAAUGUGCCAAUUGAAUUGCUACUUUCGUUAAA